GAUGAGUGACGACACUAUAGCAGCUGUGUGGUUUACAAGGCAGAGAGAGAAGUGCGGCUCGACGACGAGGGUGUUGUUGACAUUUCCCGGGAACCCUAUAAGAGUUUUAACAGUGCUAUGGCAGUAUUGUCGGUAGCUUCAAAUGCAUGUUUUCAGCCGGACAGUUGAAAAAACUGAACCGCCAGACUGCUGUGCACUUCGCUUGAUUUUGUGGAAGUGGUUGUUAUCAGUAUGACUCGCGACAUCAUUGUUGGAGAUGAGCUGCCCGACUGGGUCGGGGCAAAAGAGUUUUAUCAGAAGUAUGAUCCCAAAGAGGUGAUUGGAAGAGGUGUGAGCAGUGUGGUGCGCAGAUGUGUACACAAACACACCGGGCAGGAGUUUGCAGUGAAGAUUAUUGAGAUCACUGUAGAGAAAAUGACAGAACAGCAGUUAGAGGAGGUGAAGAGCUCCACGCUGAAGGAGAUCCAUGUGCUCAAUGUGGUGAAGGGCCACCCGUCCAUCAUUACACUUAUUGAUUCUUAUGAGUCAACAACCUUCAUAUUUUUGGUAUUUGACCUCAUGAGGAGAGGAGAGCUAUUUGAUUACUUGACUGAAAAAGUGACUCUAAGUGAAAAGGAAACCAGGAGUAUUAUGCGUGCUCUUCUGGAGGCUGUCCAGUAUCUACACUCACUAAAUAUUGUACAUCGUGACCUCAAACCUGAAAAUAUUUUGCUAGAUGACCAGGGACACAUUAAACUUUCUGACUUUGGCUUUUCAGUCCAGCUGGGGCCUAAUGAAAAACUAAGAGAGUUGUGUGGAACACCAGGAUAUCUGGCACCAGAGAUUCUGAAGUGCUCCAUGGAUGAGACACAUGAGGGAUAUGGGAAAGAGGUUGACCUGUGGGCUUGUGGUGUGAUCAUGUUCACGCUUCUUGCUGGGUCUCCACCAUUCUGGCAUCGUAAACAGCUGCUGAUGCUGAGAAUGAUCAUGGAAGGCCGCUACCAGUUUAGUUCUCCAGAGUGGGAUGACCGGUCUGACACCAUCAAAGACUUGAUCUCAAGGCUUUUAGUGGUGGAACCCACUCUUCGUCUCACGGCCGAGGAAGCUUUAGCUCAUCCUUUCUUCCGUCAAUACCAAAAGGAAGAAGUGCGGCUCUUUAGCCCCAGGAAGACAUUUAAGGUCCUGAUCUUGACUGUGUUAGUUUGUAUACGAAUGCAGUGCCGCUACUACCGAGCCAGACCAUUAACAAAGGAGCUCCUAGCAAGAGACCCUUAUUCCAUCCGCGGUGUGCGCAAGCUGAUCGAUGGCUGUGCUUUCCGCAUAUAUGGACACUGGGUCAAGAAAGGGGAGCAACAGAACCGAGCUGCUCUAUUCCAGAAUACAGCUAAAAUCAUUCUACUGGGCCUUGAUGACCUUGAAAACUAAAGGUCAUAUUUUUGUUUCUGAAGUUAUUCCUUGUCUGUCCAUUUACAGUUUUAUUGUUUUUGUCUGUUUGUUUUUUUUUUUUUUUUAAGUUAGGGACUAAUAGCCUGCCUGUCCAAAAGGUGCACAAAACACAAAUAUUUAUAGCGUGUCUUUUUUGUCUUUAAAAGAGGGAUGGUGCUUUUUGAUUUUAGCACCAUGCCAUGUGACCUCAUUUUAACCACUCACUGUGGAUUUUAUGCUUUUAAAAUGUAAUUUUUAUUACAAACAUAUUGGUGGUAUCAUCUGAUAUUGUGUAUUAUAUGGACCAGCUUUACAUGAAGAGAUAAGUAAAAUAAAUAAAAUAAAUUAAUUAUCUGCUUCAUAAACAAUUCCAGGAUAUUGAAGACUUAACCAUAAAUGGACAGGGAACAUUUAACAAUGUGAAGUGUACUUUAUGACUUUCAAUACAAAGGAUAACAUACUUGAAACAUAGCAUUACAGUUGUGUAACCCUACUGAGAGUUGUUUUGAGUUGUUUUACCACUUGUUGCUUUUAUCACAGUUGACUAAACAUUAUCCGUUCAUCAUGAAGGUACUGUACUAAUUCUAAACAGGGACACAUAUAUGAAUAAUAUAUAUAAUUACUGUAUUUAUUUUGUGUGUUUUUGCUUUUGAAAUGAGUGGUUUCCAAAACUAAAGACAUGGGAUAUAUUUUCUUACUUCUUAACUUGAAUGUUGGUCUCCAGUUUACUAAUGGCAUCUUUAAGCUGAUCAGCACUGUCCUGGAGCCGUUGCUGUAGCUGAGAGGUCAAACGCAUCACUUCAUCCCUUACUUCCUUUUGAACUAUGAUCCUAAGCUCAGAAUUUAGAGAAGACCCUUGUGGGAAAAAAACCCAUAAUAUAUACAUAAACAUACUUUUAUUCUAUUUGUUGUAUGUAGUGAGUAUUACCUAUUAGAGCAUGCAGUCUGGCAUAAAUAAUAUGUAAUCACUGUUUUAAAAAUCUGGUCCAAUUAUCUUUACAGGUUUUCUAAAGUACUCAUAUAAAUUCAAAAUAAAAAAAACACCAAACAAUUA
Messenger RNA from Cyprinus carpio (common carp), 2458 nucleotides. RefSeq names its product phosphorylase b kinase gamma catalytic chain, liver/testis isoform-like. Gene Ontology annotation, cellular component: phosphorylase kinase complex. Lineage: Eukaryota; Metazoa; Chordata; Actinopteri; Cypriniformes; Cyprinidae. The record is from RefSeq and is a predicted model, not a curated record. Gene Ontology annotation, biological process: protein phosphorylation; glycogen biosynthetic process. Gene Ontology annotation, molecular function: calmodulin binding; phosphorylase kinase activity; ATP binding.